Messenger RNA from Chaetura pelagica (chimney swift), 3228 nucleotides. RefSeq names its product SRC kinase signaling inhibitor 1 (gene SRCIN1). The record is from RefSeq and is a predicted model, not a curated record. The transcript has 16 exons. Gene Ontology annotation, biological process: regulation of dendritic spine morphogenesis. Lineage: Eukaryota; Metazoa; Chordata; Aves; Apodiformes; Apodidae. The annotation marks the transcript as partial. Gene Ontology annotation, cellular component: cytoplasm; actin cytoskeleton; postsynaptic density.
ACAAGGAGCUCCCGACACUCCCAGGGCUCCCAGCCUGGCUUGGCCGAUCAAGCCAAACUCUCCUUUGCCUCGGCUGAGUCCCUGGAAACCAUGUCGGAAGCGGAGCUGCCCCUGGGCUUCAACAGGAUGAACCGGUUCCGGCAGAGCCUGCCCUUGUCCCGCUCCACCAGCCAGACCAAGCUGCGCUCACCAGGGGUCCUUUUCCUACAGUUUGGGGAUGAGACGAGGCGCGUCCACAUCACCCACGAGAUCAGCAGCAUGGACACCCUGCACGCCCUCAUUGUCCACAUGUUCCCCCAGAAGCUCACCAUGGGGAUGCUGAAGUCUCCCAACACUGCCAUCCUCAUCAAGGACGAGUCACGCAACGUCUUCUACGAGCUGGAGGACGUCCGUGACAUCCAGGACAGAAGUAUCAUUAAAAUCUACCGGAAAGAGCCUCUCUACGCCUCGUUCCCAGCCUCACACAUCACCAACGGUGACCUGAGGAGGGAGAUGGUGUACACCUCCAGGGAGUCCUCUCCCACCCGUCGCCUGAACAACAUGUCUCCAGCCUCCCACCUGGCCUCGGGCUCCCCUCCCCCAGUGCUCCAGUCCUCCUCCCCGUCCCGUUCCCGCAUGUCCUACAGCGGGGGCCGCCCGCCCUCCUACGCCGGCAGCCCCGUCCACCACAGCGAGCGUCUCUCCAACCUCCCACCUGCCCCGGGGGUCUCUCCCAGCCCCAGCGCCAUCCUGGAGCGUCGGGAUGUCAAACCAGAUGAAGACCUGGCCGGGAAGAACGUGGUGCUGAUGAAGAACGAGGGGCUGUACGCUGAUCCCUACGGCAUGGUGCACGAGGGCCGGCUCAGCAUCACCUCCACCCAGUCCCUGGCGGGCAUGGGAGACCCUUUUGGCUACUCGGGGGGGCUGUACAAGCGGGGCUCCGUGCGCUCGCUCAGCACCUACUCGGCGGCCGCCCUGCAGACGGAACUAGAGGACAGUCUGUACAAACCCAAUGCUCCCAUCUACAGCGACACGUACGGGCCCGGCCUGGGGUUCCGCAUGCCCCCCUCCUCCCCUCAGAAGAUGGCUGAUGGCCGCCUGGUGGACGUGCAGCAGGGCCAGGGCCCCCACAGCCCCUACUCGGGCCCCCCCAGCCGCUCCUCGCCCGUCCGUCAGUCCUUCCGCAAGGACUCCUGCUCCUCCGUCUUCAUGGAGAGCCCUGUCAACAAGCCACGGAACCCCAGCUCCUCUGGCCCCCCCGAGCUCUUUCCCGGCCCCGGCGAUCGCCCGCUCUCGGGGUUCGGCUCCCCUGGACCAGCCAAGGACACGGAAACGAGUGACCUGGAGAAGUCUGUGGAGAAGAUCCAGAAGGAUUUGACCCACAACCACCGGCUCAUCCCAGUGCAGGAGCUGGAGGAGAAGGCCGUGGUCCUCAAGCAGCUGGGGGAGACGUUGACAGACCUCAAGGCCCAGUUCCCCAGCCUGCAGAGCAAGAUGCGGGUGGUGCUGCGGGUGGAGGUGGAAGCCGUCAAGUUCCUCAAGGAGGAGCCGAACCGCCUGGACGGGCUGCUCAAGCGCUGCAAGACAGUGACAGACACCCUGGCCCAGAUCCGCAGGCAAGUGGACGAGGGCGUGUGGAGCUCCCCCAGCAACCUCAGCCAGUCCCCCAAGAAGGUGGCCCCUGAGACAGACUUCAGCAAAGGGCUGGAUCUGGAGAUGCCCACCAGCCCCCCAGUGAGCCUCCACCACCUCAGGGCUGCCACCGAGACCCUGGGCAUGCCCAGCUUUGGGCACAGCCCCCCCCAGACCCAGACCCACCCUUCCAAGAGCAAUAACUCUUCCCGAGCUCCGGAGAUGGUACCUGCCAAGACCCAGACAGGGCCAGAGACCCCCAGCAAGAAGAGUGCAGACAAAGCUGUAUCUGUGGAGGCUGCCGAGCGGGACUGGGAGGAGAAGCGGGCGGCGCUGACCCAGUACAGCGCCAAGGACAUCAACCGCCUGCUGGAGGAGACACAGGCCGAGCUGAUGAAGGCCAUCCCCGACCUGGAGCUCGCUGCCAAGCACAACCAAACCACGGGCAGCAGCAGUGCUGCCUCCACCCCCGAGCACAAGCCCUCCAAGCCUCAGCACGCAGCAAAAACGGGGGGCAAAGGGGACCCCAACGGCCGCCGGGGCUCAGACGAGCUGACGGUGCCGCGAUACCGGACCGAGAAACCUUCCAAAUCUCCUCCCCCUCCUCCUCCCCGCCGGAGCUUCCCCUCCUCCCACGGGCUGACCACGACCCGCAGCGGCGAGGUCAUCGUCACCAGCAAGAAGGAGCCCGGGUUCAUGAAGAAGGCCGAGUCGGAGGAGCUGGAGACCCAGAAGCCGCAGGUGAAGCUGAGACGGACGGUGUCAGAGGUGGUCAGGCCGGCGUCCACCCCCCCCAUCAUCGCCGAGCUGACGGUGCCGCGAUACCGGACCGAGAAACCUUCCAAAUCUCCUCCCCCUCCUCCUCCCCGCCGGAGCUUCCCCUCCUCCCACGGGCUGACCACGACCCGCAGCGGCGACGGCAUCGUCACCAGCAAGAAGGAGCCCGGGUUCAUGAAGAAGGCCGAGUCGGAGGAGCUGGAGACCCAGAAGCCGCAGGUGAAGCUGAGACGGACGGUGUCAGAGGUGGAGAUUUAUGAAGGCACGUACCGGAGACUGGAUAGCUUGGAAGAAACGAUCCGUGAGCUGGAAAUGACCAUCAGUGAGAUCAGCAGCCACCCCUCCGUGGAGUCCGUGUUCCGUAAAGAACUGCUAGGACAAGCAGGAUCCAAAGAUGCCAGUGGGGAGACCAAGGAAGGCCUUGGGGAUCUCAAACACGGUAGCUGUGACCAUGGGACUGCCCUGGACCUCAGUCAGGCCAGAGGUGAUGUUCGUGAGAGUCCAUCUCCAAGCAAAACCAAGCCAGCCCUGCUUCCCAAGCCGCAGCUCCCCGACACUCCGCAGCAGGAGCUCUUGAGCGGUGGCGUUGCCAUCCCAGCCAUGAAGGUGGUGAACCCGGCGUCCCGGCUGAAGCACAGUCAGCAGGGCAGCCCUGACAAGAGCAAGCACAUAAAGCAGCGGAUGGAGUACAUGAGGAUCCAGGGCCAGCAGCAGGCCGCUAGACCAUCUAAAGAGGCUACUGAGACCUCCCCCACGGUCUCAGAAAAACCCACGUCUGGCAGAACAUCCAUCCCUGUAUUGACUUCCUUUGGGGCAAGGAACUCCUCCAUCUCAUUCUGA